UGCGGGUGGCCAAGCCUGGCUGGGGCUGGGACGGGAGAGACCGCAGUGGGGGCGCCGUAAGGGGCCUCACCCCCAAGGUAGGGGUCAGGGCACUUGGGGGCCCGGGCGUCUCUGGGAGGACGCUGGGUUGGGCGGUCCCUGCACCACCUCCCCCCACCCCAGCCCCCUCCAUCAUCCCGGGGCGGGACCACGGGGCGGAGCUGGAGGGUGACCGGCCGUGACGCGUGCCCCGCCCGCUCAUAUAGCGGCUCCCGGGGGCGCAGGGACCGUGCUCUGCCGUCUCCACCGCAUCCUCCUCCACCCGCGCCGCCGCCGCAGCUCCCCGCGCCCGCGCCACCGCCGCCGCGUCCACCCUCAGCGCCACCGCCAUGCGGGAGAUCGUGCACCUGCAGGCCGGCCAGUGCGGCAACCAGAUCGGGGCCAAGUUUUGGGAGGUUAUCAGUGACGAACAUGGCAUCGACCCCACAGGCACAUAUCACGGGGACAGUGACCUGCAACUGGAGAGAAUCAACGUGUAUUACAACGAGGCCACAGGAGGAAAUUAUGUCCCCAGAGCGGUUCUGGUGGACCUGGAGCCCGGCACCAUGGACUCUGUCCGUUCUGGCCCCUUCGGGCAGAUCUUUCGGCCGGACAACUUCGUGUUUGGCCAAUCUGGAGCCGGCAACAACUGGGCAAAGGGGCACUACACAGAGGGCGCAGAGCUGGUGGAUGCUGUCCUGGACGUGGUCCGGAAGGAGGCCGAGAGCUGUGACUGUCUCCAGGGCUUCCAGCUGACCCACUCGCUGGGGGGCGGCACGGGGUCCGGGAUGGGCACGCUGCUCAUCAGUAAGAUCCGGGAGGAGUUCCCAGACCGCAUCAUGAACACCUUCAGCGUGGUGCCCUCGCCCAAGGUGUCAGACACGGUGGUGGAGCCCUACAACGCCACGCUGUCCGUGCACCAGCUGGUGGAGAACACGGACGAGACCUACUGCAUCGACAACGAGGCGCUCUACGACAUCUGCUUCCGCACCCUCAAGCUGACCACCCCCACCUACGGGGACCUCAACCACCUGGUGUCGGCCACCAUGAGCGGGGUCACCACCUGCCUGCGCUUCCCGGGCCAGCUCAACGCCGACCUGCGCAAGCUGGCGGUGAACAUGGUGCCCUUCCCGCGCCUGCACUUCUUCAUGCCCGGCUUCGCGCCCCUGACCAGCCGGGGCAGCCAGCAGUACCGGGCCCUGACGGUGCCCGAGCUCACCCAGCAGAUGUUCGACGCCAAGAACAUGAUGGCCGCGUGCGACCCGCGCCACGGCCGCUACCUGACCGUGGCCGCCGUGUUCCGGGGCCGCAUGUCCAUGAAGGAGGUGGACGAGCAGAUGCUGAGCGUGCAGAGCAAGAACAGCAGCUACUUCGUGGAGUGGAUCCCCAACAACGUGAAGACGGCCGUGUGCGACAUCCCGCCCCGCGGCCUCAAGAUGGCCGCCACCUUCAUCGGCAACAGCACGGCCAUCCAGGAGCUGUUCAAGCGCAUCUCCGAGCAGUUCACGGCCAUGUUCCGGCGCAAGGCCUUCCUGCACUGGUACACGGGCGAGGGCAUGGACGAGAUGGAGUUCACCGAGGCCGAGAGCAACAUGAACGACCUGGUGUCCGAGUACCAGCAGUACCAGGACGCCACGGCCGAGGAGGGCGAGUUCGAGGAGGAGGCCGAGGAGGAGGUGGCCUAGGCUGUUCCCAUCGCUUCGCGUCUGUCCGCUCGAGGCCUGAGGUCUGACCUUUGACCUCCCAAGCCCCCCAUCUCUGACCCUCCUAGAGCCCCGCUUCCCCUCCAAGCCUGACACCCCUGUGACUUCGCCCUGACCCUAACGAUGCCUUUAGAGCACCCUUUACCUCUGUCUCCUUCAUCUCCGACCCUGGCGCCCCUUUGACCCUUGAGCCCUCGUGUAUCUUUGACCCCCUGGAGCUCUUCCAACCUUGGCAUUCCCAGGAGGAUCCCCACUAUACCCCCUCUGACUCUGGAAACUGUACCUUUCACUUUGUGGGCCCUCCUUCACCCCUGACCUCUGCUGCACCUGUGACCCCUGCCCUCCAUGAGUCCCAUUUUACCUUUAGAUCUGUUAGUCCUGGUUUCCAUUUGACCCUUUUCUCUGAGCUGCACUUCACCUCUGACCUUGCCUCACCUCUGAUCCCUGCCCCCACCUGAGCCUCAGCUCCUACCUCUGGCACCAACUUCUCUUUGACCCCCUAUGAAUCUCAGUUGACCUCUAGACCUAUAAGUCCUGGUUUACACUGGACCCCUCUCUGACCUGGCCUCGCCUUUCACCCCCAACAGCCCCAGCUUCUACCUCUGACCCCAGCUUCUCUGGUUCCCACAGGCUCCUGCAUCCUCCCUGCCUCACUCCCCUCAGCCCUGGCCGACCUUAGCUUAUCUGGGGGAGAAACAAGGCCUGGUGCCUGUGAGGGUGAGAGGCGGCCCCUGCCCUCCCUCCCCGCUUCCCUGCCAUGCCCUCGCUAAAUAAAUGAAUUCUGCUGAA
This is a messenger RNA of Callithrix jacchus (white-tufted-ear marmoset), 2510 nucleotides long. RefSeq names its product tubulin beta 4A class IVa (gene TUBB4A). Gene Ontology annotation, molecular function: structural constituent of cytoskeleton; GTPase activity; GTP binding. The record is from RefSeq and is a predicted model, not a curated record. Lineage: Eukaryota; Metazoa; Chordata; Mammalia; Primates; Cebidae. Gene Ontology annotation, cellular component: microtubule. Gene Ontology annotation, biological process: microtubule-based process.